Notothenia coriiceps (black rockcod) is the source of this 567-nucleotide messenger RNA. RefSeq names its product 28S ribosomal protein S15, mitochondrial-like. Gene Ontology annotation, biological process: mitochondrial translation. The coding region runs from base 1 to 366 and encodes 121 amino acids. Gene Ontology annotation, cellular component: ribosome; mitochondrial small ribosomal subunit. The transcript has 3 exons. NCBI's taxonomy places the organism in Eukaryota, Metazoa, Chordata, Actinopteri, Perciformes, Nototheniidae. The record is from RefSeq and is a predicted model, not a curated record. Gene Ontology annotation, molecular function: RNA binding; structural constituent of ribosome.
AUGUCUUUUCCCUCAGUGGCUAUUUUGACUGCCAAAAUCCGAAACUUCCAGGAGCAUUUGCAAAAACACAACAAGGACAAAUCUAACAAGAGGCGGAUGCUCAUGGAUAUUGAUCGGAGGAAAAAGCUAUUGAAAAACCUGAGGUUGGUUAACUACGAUGCUUUUGAGAAGGUGUGCGAGCAGCUGGGCAUCACCUACAGUUUCCCCCCCGAGUACUACAGGAGGGUCACUCACCGCUGGCUGGCUAAGAAGGCCCUCUGCAUUAAGGUCUUCCAGGAAGUGCAGAAGCAGAAAGCGAAGCAGAGGCUGAUGAUGCAGAGUUUAGCCCCCGCAGACCCCAAGGCAGCCAAGACUGCAUCUGUUUAGACCCCAUAAACAAAAAUGUUCUGUAUAAUACAAAUGAUUCUAAAUGCUUGUUAACCAACAAAGUUACAUUAACACCAUCUGAUGUAAAGCAUUUGGAUUGGAAGUCCUUUUUCAUGUAUCACUGUCAUACAAUAUGUUUUCCUUUAAUUGCUUUCAUGUUGAUGUCAGAAUACAAUGGAAAUAAAAUGUCCCAGAAAUGUG